UUUCCCAGCAGGCUGUAAGCAAGUCAGACCAAGCAUGCAGGCACUUAGUUGGGAGAAUUGGUGUGGGAUGAGUCAGUACUGGGCUGUCUCUGCAGCCUGCGCCGGUUCGUGAUGAGGAAAUGACUCCUGUGCCGUACCAUCUCCGAGUCAUGCAGUCUGGAAUCUGAACUGUAAUGGUGGUGAAGAGGCUCAGAUGCUUUUCGAGAUGAUCUUUAAAAGGAAGAAGUGCCACUCAACCAGCAGAAAACAAAUGAGUGUCAAGAGCAGACUUCUACACAGCAUGAAGGGACAACGGUGUAAAUGUGCUGAAAGAAGGAAUGACAGGCAGGAAAAGAAACCUGAAGAGACUGACAAAAAUUGAAGGAAAAGAUAUAUGAAGUGAUAAUUAAAAUGAGGUGAAAAGAGCAGAGAUGGUGUUAAAUAUUAGUAGGCAGAAAAAAAAAAAAGGGGAAGCAAAAAGCACCCCAAACAGUACCUCUUCCCAUCUAGAAAAUGGAAAACCCAUUGUAAAUGUACCUCAGAAUUAGGAAAAACAGUACCUGUGCUGCAUACCUAUGUGGAUUUGGGACCCCAGUAAGGAUGCAACUGUGCUGUGAAUCCGUAAAUAGCUCUUGCAUAAGGAGCAGCUGGUCAAACAGUGUCCGUAUUUCCAUGUACAUCUUCAUGGUUUGCAUUAUUCUGGCCACAGUGGUUGGAAAUUUGACAGUUAUCAUCUCAAUAUCACAUUUCAAGCAACUCCACACACCUACGAAUUUCCUGAUACUUUCAAUGGCUACCGUAGACUUCCUGCUGGGAUUCUUCGUCAUGCCUUGCAGUAUGGUGCGCUCUGUUGAGCACUGCUGGUAUUUUGGGGAGUUCUUCUGCAAGAUCCACACGAGCACGGACAUUAUGCUGAGCACAGCUUCUAUCUUCCAUCUUUCCUUCAUAUCCAUUGACCGUUACUAUGCUGUGUGUGACCCUUUAAGAUACAAAUCAAAGAUAAAUACUUUUGUCAUCGUGGUCAUGGUGUUCAUAAGCUGGAUGAUCCCUGCUGCUUUUGCUUUUGGGAUGAUCUUUCUAGACCUUAACUUGAGAGGCGCAGAAAAGAUUUAUAACCAUGUCCAUUGUGCAGGAGGAUGCUUUCUCAUUUUUAGUGAAACUUCAGGUAUUGUGGCCUCUGUAGUGUCUUUUUACAUCCCUGGAUUUGUUAUGCUGUAUAUAUAUAGGAAAAUAUACUCUGUAGCCAAGAAGCAGGCAAGAUCCAUUGAUGCAAUUAGCAAAAAAAAGAUGCAAUUUGAAAUGAAGCACCACAUUUCAUUCUGCAGAGAAAGGAAAGCUGCUAAGACAUUAGGCAUAAUAAUGGGAGCGUUUCUCAUCUGCUGGACUCCAUUCUUCUUCUUUACAGCUACCAAUCCACUUAUGAAUUAUGUGAUACCUCCUGUUCUCAUUGAUGCUUUGGUUUGGUUUGGCUAUUUAAAUUCUACACUUAACCCAAUUGUUUAUGCAUUUUUUUACAUGUGGUUUCGCAGGGCAUUGAAGAUUAUUCUGUUUGGAAAAGUUUUUCAACAGGACUCUUCCAGGACUCAUUUGUUUUCAGACUAACAUGCUUUAAAUGGUUGGAUUCAUCACUUUCUGGAGGCUCAACUGCCAGACAUAAGAGCUGUGAAGGAAGGAAACACCUAUUUGUUUGCCUAUUUACCAAAUGUAGUUCAAGCAGAUAAACAACCAUUGUGCUUUACAUAUUCUUUCAUUCCAGACUGGGUUUUGCAUGUGGUGUUUUGAUUAUAUCUAUUUAUUUGCAAUGCACAGAAGAGCAAGACCUCCAUUUAAAAAACUUACAGUAGUUUAUAUCGCUGGUCUUCAUAAUUAAAAACCUGUUCUGACACAACAGAUUAAUUUCUUGAACAAGGUGUGUUUAUAUCACAGUAUUUGUGUUCAUUUGUGUUCUCCUUUAGAAAGAGCAGAAAAACAUUUUCCUUUGAAUUUCUCGGCAUCUUUGACUAAUAACCCAAAGCUCUCUAAGUUUUGUCCUUCCCCUUCCAUAUGUGUGCAGAGCUCAAAACAGGCCAAUAACCAGCCCUAUGAGCUUCCAUGGAGGGAAGGUGAGGCAGAGAAAAGUUGUGCUGCUCUUUCUGUUUCCAUUUCAACUAGUACUUGUCACUUACGAAUUUGUCACUUAAAGGCUUUGCUGCUUGGUGAGAUCAAAAGCAUGUUUAAUGAGAUCAAAGACAAGAAAAAAUAUGAAGUGAAAAGCAAUUGCAAAAAAGCUGCAUUGCACCUGAGAAUGCCAGAAAAUUACGUCUAUCUAAUGAAUGUUUAGAUGCAAAACAUUAUUUGCUACUUUGCAUCUUAGAGAACUUUUUUUUUGCUUGGACGUACCAUUAUUUUGUCUCAUGGCAAUGCUGUGACAGCUUUCAAGGAAAGCAUAUAGAUAAUUGUGAAGAAAUCCUGUGGCUGAACUCAGCUGCAUUAUGAAAGAACAGUACUGGGAGUGGGUGGGAAAUUAUUAGUUUCUCAGAAGAGACCAUGGAAAGAAAUUUUUGGCUCUGUACUGAAGUAAGAGCUAUAUUCAGCAGCAUAUCCUCCAUUCGUGUUGCUUGUAAAAGUGCAUCAUAUGUGUGUCUUGUCUUUGUUUUCUGUAUUUUGUAGAGCACUGAAGCACUCUGUGCCAAAAAGCUUAAAAGUUGAAUGAUGAUACAUUUCAGCAGGGCAAAGUAUCAGGAUCUGAAAUUGUCUCUUUUACUGUUUCAUUGCCAUCUUGUAAAGUUUGCAGUCCUAAAAAUGACGUGAAAAGGAGCAAUGAAACCUACACAUCAGCACUUCUACUGUGGAUCUUUGCUAAUGACAAUAUGACUACUUUAAUACUUAAUCUUACAAAAAUAAAGCAAGAUAAAAAUUUAAAAAAUCUCUUUCUGAUACAUAAUGGGUAUGUAUCUGGUACAUAAUUUUCUUCCUUCAUCUCCAGUGAGUCUGGCCCUGAUGUAGGUAAUAUUCUCAUGCUCAGUGUUACUUUCUGAAAUAAAAUGCAUGAUCACUUAGACACUUUGAUCUCACUUGAAGUAACAAUUUCAGAAGCGCUGCCAGAUGAUACCUCUUUUCGUCUGGUCGUAUUUUAGAUUGAAGGAAAGAUAGAUCCUCUAUGACAAAUGAUGCCCAUCUAAGGCAUUUAAAGUAUAUUUAGUAAGGUCAGCACAUAUUAACGUAGUCCCUUCAGGAAGUCAAUGAAGUUGUUUCUUUUCCCUCAUUCCUUAUAUCCCUGUCUAUCUCCCUGAAAAUCUGGAAACAUUACUGUGUUUCCAGACAAUUCCAGCUCUACCAGAGUCUACAUUUGGUAAUUUUCUUUUCAUAACUUGUUCUGGCAUCUCUCAGGCAUUGUUUUCUGUUUGUAGGAGGAGUUUCUAAAUUAGUAGGAUUCCAACUUGCUUGCAGGACAGACUGCAGUUCAAACAGAGCAUGUCCCUGCAGACAGUGCCUAGACCCUACUGCAAAGCUAAUUUUUAUAAACCCAUAGAAACCAGAGCCCGAUUCCUGAAGUGAGAAAAAUUGUGAAUAAAGACAUUCUAAUAGGUAGGCCAGAAGCCAUGCAUGCAAGUAAAGCAAAUUAAAGAAUUCAUCACUUCUUCCGGUCUGCAAAGCAGAUCUUCAGCCAUUUCAAGGAAAGCUGGGCUCCACCACGUGUAAUGGUUAUUUGGAAAAACAAACACUGUAACUUCCAAUGCUCCAGUUCCUCCUUCUUCCGGUAAGGUUUUUACUGCUGAGCACAACAUUUUAUGGUGUGGAGUAUCUCUCUGGUCAGCUGGGGUCAGAUGUCCCCUCCCAAACUCUUGCACACCCCCGGGCUACUCAAAGAGAAGGCCUCAAUACUGUGUAAGCACAGCUCAGUCUUUCUUAAAUGGGGGUUGUGUAUGCGUUAUCAACAUUGUUUUCAUCACUAAUUCAAAACAUAACACCACACAAACUACUACAAAGAAAAUUAACCCUAUCCAAACCAAAACCAGUAGAGAGGGCAUCCAAACAUUGUAGCUGCAUGAGGUCACCAUAAUCUAUUUAGUGUUAAUAGAAAUAGUAAAAAAAUUUCAGUGUACAGAUCAACAACUCUCUGGGCAAACCAGUCUAGGCAAGGUGUCAGCAAUAUUUAUUCUCUGCAGAAUUAAGAAGGAGUUUCCACACACACAUUGCUGGUGACAUUCACCCACACCCAGAAGGUCACCCUCCUUGUUCUUAAUAAACUAAAAUAUAAGCCAGCUUUGUGCAUGGCCCAACUCGGAAAGUUUCAGAAAUAACUUUUUCCUCUGGUGUCCUAUUACCUAAAGGUGGCACUUUCCCAAAGAGCCUCCUUGCCUUCUAUUUACAGAGAACCUUCUCUAGCACAGUGGCUGUAAUGAAGUCCCAGGUUACUUUCUCUCAUUAGCUCUAAUCACAGAUGGUGCAAAGCUAUUUCUCAGUGUGAGGGUGAUGUGCAAAUGAGAUGUGUUAAUGAGGCCACAGGGACUCUAUUUGAACCCAAGACAUGGGUAAAUUAGGAAAGCAUAAGAAAAGUGCCUCAUGCUUUUGUCCAAUCAGUUUAUGAGUUAGGUCUGGUGGAGCAGAAUAUACCUCACUGAAAGCUCAAAGUAUCAUAAUGCAAAUGAAAUGCAAAGGGUAUUGUCAAAUUCCUUAUCAACACGUUUAAUUAGUGACCUUGUUAAACACUUUCCACAUGGCUACGUUUUGCAAAACAAAUUAUUCCCCUGUGGGUAAUUUCAGAUGUUUUAACUUCCCUGAAAACUUGUGCAAAGCAAUUUCUCCAGUAUGAUGAAAGGCUCUGUUUCACCAGUAAACUUAUGUCUGUUCCUUUUGUCACCAGUGAGGACCAUUUGCAAUGUCACCUUCACACUUUGUACAAAACUGACAGCAAGUUCCAGAGUCCUGAACUGCUGCCUGUAUCCUGCCUUAGUGCCUGAUGUUUUGGUGUAGUGCCUCAUGCAUGGUGGUGCCACCUGUGUCCAAAUCUCAUGGUCUCUCCGAUACCAGAGGCAAGAGGAUGGGAAAAUAAGCGCACCAACUGUCCAAGCAGGACCCUUCUGGAAACCUCACAAAGGAGAGUGUCACUCCAAAAUGGAGUAUUUCAAACUCCUAGAUAAAAAAAUACAUUAGUGUAGUGUCCAAACAGAAAAACUGAGCUGUCAAUAUGUGUAAAUAUUGAAAAAUGUGUGGAUUUUCUUAAAUCAUUAACUCAUUCAGGCAGUGCACACUGUGCACUCUCUGUCCUCUACAAUGCAUUAAUAUCCAUUCGACAAGGGAGAAAAUACUGGAUGCAGUCAAACAUAAGACAGAGUGUUCUACAAAAUUCUUCUACUUCUGCAGAUUUUCUGGUCAUCUUCAUUACCUACGAUGCUACUUCCACACACUGCACUUAAAGACUUAAUUCAGAAAAAGACUGUCUACUUGUAAGCACUUUUUGACUAAUCUCUUUUCAUUAGACAUAGACUAAAGUUUAUUAACUUCUGUGAUGAAAUGACUGGCGUGGUAGACAAAGGAAGAGCAGUUCUUAUUAUCUACCUAGUCUUCAGGAGGGCUUUCAACACUUUCUCUCAUAAGAUUUUCAGAAAGAAAGUAAUGAAGUAUGGGCUAGAUGAGAAGACAGUGAAGUGGAUUGAAAACUGGCCAGGUCCAGAGGGUGCUGAUCAUUGUCAUGAAGUCUGAUUGAAGGCCAGCAACUGGUGAUAUACCCUAAGGGUUAAUGC
This is a messenger RNA of Corvus hawaiiensis (hawaiian crow), 5705 nucleotides long. It is a transcript of the gene TAAR1, whose product is annotated as trace amine associated receptor 1. Bases 511 to 1581 code for a protein of 356 amino acids. The record is from RefSeq and is a predicted model, not a curated record. NCBI's taxonomy places the organism in Eukaryota, Metazoa, Chordata, Aves, Passeriformes, Corvidae. Gene Ontology annotation, molecular function: trace-amine receptor activity. The transcript is spliced from 4 exons. Gene Ontology annotation, biological process: adenylate cyclase-activating adrenergic receptor signaling pathway. Gene Ontology annotation, cellular component: membrane.